This is a messenger RNA of Haliotis rufescens (red abalone), 1717 nucleotides long. RefSeq lists its product as uncharacterized. The record is from RefSeq and is a predicted model, not a curated record. Lineage: Eukaryota; Metazoa; Mollusca; Gastropoda; Lepetellida; Haliotidae. Gene Ontology annotation, molecular function: RNA polymerase II cis-regulatory region sequence-specific DNA binding; DNA-binding transcription factor activity, RNA polymerase II-specific. The coding region runs from base 210 to 653 and encodes 147 amino acids. The transcript is spliced from 5 exons. Gene Ontology annotation, cellular component: nucleus. Gene Ontology annotation, biological process: regulation of transcription by RNA polymerase II.
CUAAUGGCCGCGAUAUAGGGUAUUCCCCUUUUAGAGCUCACGCAAUACACAGCCGUCAGCCGACCAGUUCAGCUAUGGAGUGGCUAUUUCCUCCUCGUCUGAGCGAUAUUGUACAAACCUCGUUAGUCUGAACCUCGAUAAUCCGGAAAUCCCUGCUUCAGGACCAUUAGGUCAGACAUCGUUUGUUAACGAAGAUUCGGCUCAGCACAAUGGAGCAUUACGACAUCACCACCAGCAUGCCGCUGCUGUCGGGCCUGGAGACGGCGUUCCAGGAUUCCCUCACAUCCAACACCUGCAUCCCUCUGCUGAAGCAGGAACUCAAGUCCAAGAUCCAGAUCAGACGUCUUCGGCAAGGUCAAGGCGAACUGAAGGUCACCUUUGAACCGAAACCAAAACACGAGUUGACGGAUGAGGAGAAGCAGAAGCAGGCGAGGAGGCGAGAGGUCAACAGGAUGGCGGCGCUCAAGUUCCGGAGGAAGAAGAAGGAUAAGAUAACGGAGCUGGAGGAAAAAGCAAACAAACUCACUGCUGAGAACAAGCGUCUGGAAGAAGAACUACAACAAUGGCGGAACAUCCACGAGACCCGACAGUGCUCAACCCCGGCCACACCCGAGGGUGGCUAUGUGUGGGUGUUGAUAGAGACCGACAGGUGACCCCACGGGGACCUCCGUAGCCCAAAAAGACUGUGACCCACCACGUGAUUUCUGACGUAUGUGCGUGAGGGCACCGUGACACUGAACUAUUUGCUUUGUUACGGAGAGAGCAUUGUAUAUAUGUUUAUAUAUUUAUUCAAGUAUCGUUGUAUGGAUGGUGCCGGGGAAUAGUGUUGUAAUUAUGGUAAUACGUUACAAAUGCCCAGAAGGCAGAUUUACCCGCAAGCACCAUCGUACCUUCCCAAGAGCAGAUCUGAUAUGGCGAUCGGCUUCGAUUGAGAACAUGUAGAAGAUAGGGAAAUGCUCCCUGAUUGGACAUCAUGUAUCACGUGAUACGUCACGCCUAACGUUGAACACUGACGCUAUACGACCUGGGUCCCGUUUCACAAAGCGGAGUUAGCGAUAAAACCGUCUGAAAUAUAUGUUGAAGCAUGGGAGUCACGAUUUAAAGCGCUUGGUUCGGAACGAUUUCACUGUGUUUGUGUAUGGAGUGACGACAUUCGUAGUGCUGAGAUAUCUUUUAAACGUGACACUUUUGUUUUUAGACGCGUGUGGUUUAGAUUGAGUGCACUAGUCAUUUUGAAAUAAUUAAAGUUCGUUGUGUUCAUUGUAAUUCCUGCAUUCUGAUUAGCUCAAUAGAUCACAUGUUUGUAGCAUUCAUUCCCAAAACAUGUACAAAAUUAUGCCACGCUCAUCGACGCGGACUACUUUUACUACGCGGAUUCGUAGUUUUCACAUCGGGUUUUCGAUUCAUACCUCAAUGAACCGAAAACAAAAUCCACAGUCAAUUCUUAAAUGAGUUAGAUAACGUGUUUUGUGUUUAGACAAUGACAAAAAUCAUAAUUAUAUUUUUUAGUUGACUGUCCAAUUCAACUAGUGUAUGCGAUGACGUGAUUUUUUACAAUGUGCACUCUUUUGCAGAUAUUGUUGUUAUAUGUACGUGCUAUACGUAUACAUCUGUUUACCUCUAUCUCUGUGUUGACGUUAUUAUUACACGUUUAUUUCUAUGAUGGAACAAGAAUAAAGAGACCCAUCGAACUAUAUGGAUCUUUGCUUGAUUCCUG